AUAAAAUGUAAUAUAUUAGAAGUGAGCUAUAUAUAUGUGUGAUUGAUAGCUUCCAUUGAAUAUAAACAUAUAUAAGUUUUAGGGAAACAAAUUUGAUUAAGUAGAGAAAAUGGAGAACAAAUAUUGGAGUAUCGUGAUGAUGGUGUUCGUUUUGAUGGUGAUGCUUGCCAUUGGUAAAAAAGAAAGUCUUUUAUGUGUAUUUAAAUGUGAAAUACACUGCAAAUUACAAGUCGCUUCACAUUGCUUCACACGGUGUGUCAACGAGCGAUGCAGGCACCUGCAGCCACCUACAAGGACCUUUCACUCAAUUUCACGCUCGCAAGAAAUGGAUAACAAAUCGAAAAUGGUGAUGAUGAUAUUUGUUUUGGUGGUGAUGACUGUCAUUGAAGGAGAAGCAAACAAUGACGAGAUAUGUUCACUUCAAUGUUCAAUGAACUGUCUCGAUCCGGAGUUAAAAACACCU
Thlaspi arvense is the source of this 463-nucleotide messenger RNA. The record is from the annotation of a GenBank genome assembly. Lineage: Eukaryota; Viridiplantae; Streptophyta; Magnoliopsida; Brassicales; Brassicaceae.